Messenger RNA from Bipolaris sorokiniana ND90Pr, 774 nucleotides. RefSeq lists its product as uncharacterized. The record is from RefSeq and is a predicted model, not a curated record. Lineage: Eukaryota; Fungi; Ascomycota; Dothideomycetes; Pleosporales; Pleosporaceae. The coding region runs from base 154 to 657 and encodes 167 amino acids. The transcript has a single exon.
CUUCACUUUUCUUCGCUUCACUUUUCCUUACUUUACUUCUCUUCGCUUCGCUUUCAUCUGCUUAUAUUUCUUCUACUUCGCUUCUCUUCAUUUCUCCUCACUUCUCUUCGAAAUUCUCACCUUCUCUCAUACUGGUAAUUCGACACUCACAGCAUGUUCGAAGACAAUUCUUUCUAUGCAGAAAUAGAAAGUACGAGACUCGCUUUCGAAAAGCUUGCGUACAAGAAGCCUUUAACCGAUACCAUUGAACGAGUCAAUGUUCUUCUACAGGAAAAUGAAUCGGCCUGGAGCAACUUGUCUGGUGGAUACCGAAGUAUGCGAAAGCGUGCGCAUAGCCUUGCUAUAGAUAUUCGUAAGGAGUUAGGUCCUGAAGUAUUGCUAUGUGUUAUCUUAGUAGCAAAGUCGGUCAGCAAUAUGGCAAAACUGAGAAACAAUGGCAACCUCAUGGACAGACUUAAACAAUGGUGGACUACGGCUUCACAUCCUUCAUCACUUACUAAAGCCGCCAGUGCACUGAUCGUAGGGCAUCAUCCGACUAAAAUCAGUGUUUGUGAAGAACCUCCAGUCGAAGCAGCUACUGUUGGACAACACGCAACUACUAUCAAACAAGAUGCGGCAGAUACCCUUGGUACGUUUGUCUUUCUUAUCGUUGUCUAAAACUAAACUUUGAUAGAGAAAGCGUUGAAGUUUGCGGCCCAAAACAUUCCGAAUCUUCAGGAUCGAGAAGAUUGGCUCACCUCUGCCGCCGCUCAUACCCGUCUGCUGAGGCUGUUA